UAUUCUAUUAGAUGUUGGCCAAACCAAAAAAGACAAAAAAAAAAAAAAAAUCGGAAACCAAGACUUUGUUUCUUACAAGGGCUGGAAACACCUAGAACAUCUCAAAAUCAAAAACUCUGAAGAGCUAAAAAAAAAAGGAGAUCUCAGGUAAUUCUGAAGAAAGAGGAUGUUCUUUUUCUUCGCUGGUGGAUUAGGGCAACAGGUGAGGCAGGUGCUCAAAUCCGGCGCCGGAAAGUGCAUAAGAUGUGGCUCUGAGGCCGAUUUGGUGGAUUACGACAAAGUCUUGAAGCUGUUCUUUGUUCCUGUCUGGAGAUGGCCCGGGAAAGAUCAAGUACUCCAUUGUAGAGACUGCGAUCUGUUUUUCCCUCCGCCGAUAUCUCUAGCUACGUGCCGUUUCUGCGAUCGAGUCGUGGAGCCUGAGUUCCGUUUCUGCCCCUUUUGUGGCUCUUCUCUGUGAAUUUUGGUCUGUCUAGAAAGUUGUUCUUUUAAGUCUACAAAGUUGAUUUCAUCUCCCUCUAAAAGUUGUCUGUAUUUUACUGAAACUUUGAGUUGUGGUCUUUCUUGCAAAAUCUUUAAGACUUCCUGUGUGUGUUGCUUGCUCAUUGACUUUUUAUAGUCGCAUGUUUUUCUAGUCGAUCGAAUGAAAAAGAUGAGAAGUCCAUUACUUUGUUUAUUA
Brassica napus (rape) is the source of this 676-nucleotide messenger RNA. RefSeq lists its product as uncharacterized. The transcript has 2 exons. NCBI's taxonomy places the organism in Eukaryota, Viridiplantae, Streptophyta, Magnoliopsida, Brassicales, Brassicaceae. The record is from RefSeq and is a predicted model, not a curated record. The coding region runs from base 167 to 457 and encodes 96 amino acids.